This is a messenger RNA of Teleopsis dalmanni, 2304 nucleotides long. RefSeq names its product solute carrier family 35 member G1-like. The record is from RefSeq and is a predicted model, not a curated record. Lineage: Eukaryota; Metazoa; Arthropoda; Insecta; Diptera; Diopsidae. Gene Ontology annotation, cellular component: membrane.
CUGAUUUGUGUUAUAGUUUUAUAUUGAUAAAUAUGAAUAUGAAUAAUAUAAACUGCAAAAACGUGUUAUAUUAACACCAAUUCACAAAACUUGAGGAAAUUCCACGUACGCCGGUAGUUUUGCUACUCCAACAAUGUUCACUUCUGCUGUAGUAAGAAUCAACAGAAAACAAUUUUUAUUAAAUAGAAAGCAAAUAUACUUUUUAAAACAAAUUGUUAUUAAUAAUUUUGCACUUUUUUAUUAAAACUUUACAAAAGCAAAUUAAAAUCCACAACACAAAAACAAAAAUGUUUGUUUUUAAAUUUGGCACCGGCCUUAUGUCACUGCGUGGUUGCUAUGACAACUACAGCUGUUCGCAUUGCCAAUAUUAGUACAAUUAUUUUGAGAAAUAGAAUUGGCACUGAACGUACGCCUUGUAGAGUGUGUGUGUGUAUGUUCAUUUGUUUUGAAGCGUAAUACAGUGCUUGCAAGUAAUAAAUUUUGCUGCUGCGUUUAUUUUCAAGCCUUUAGUGUUAAAUUAUUUAAUAAUGUAAUAUUUUAUAAAAGAUUUACUGAAAAUAUAAAAACAAAAUGCUUGUAAUGUGCUAUUAUAAGUACAUGCAAGCGUUUUAACGUUAUUCGGCAUGUGCAAACGUACGCAGACAUUUUAGCAAAAAUCGAUUUUUCAAAAGUACGUUACCAUAAACGCUUUAAGCAUUUAAAUUAAAUUUAAAGUUAGCCAAAUUAGUGAUACGUAAUAGUAGUUAAAAAAAUGUAAUUAGUUAUAAUCCUUAAAACCAUACAACGAUACGCGAAAACAUAAACCAAACGAAAUGCCUGAAAAUUUGGAAUUACAUCAAUUUGUGGACGGUUUUCGUCACAGUGAAACCAGAAAUCGUUGGCUAUCACGCAUUAAGUCGAAACUAAACUGUCCUUAUUUAGGAAUAAUACUCGCUACACUCUCAUCCUUAUUUUUCUCACUUUGCUCCGUUAUUGUCAAAGGUCUAGUUGAUAUCAAUCCUAUGGAAUUAGCAUCCUUUAGAUUUGUUGGUGUGUUACUUCCUGCAAUACCAAUUGUCAUCUAUACUAAGCAACCCGUCUUCCCUGAAGGUAAACGUGUAAUAUUGCUCUUGCGUUGCUUUAUGGGCACAACUGGUUUGAUGCUCAGUUUCUAUGCCUUCCGCCAUAUGCCACUGGCUGAUGCCAGCGUUAUUAUAUUUUCGACGCCAGUUUUUGUUGCCAUAUUUGCGCGCGUUUUCCUCAAAGAACAUUGCAGUUUAUUUAAUAUUUUAACUAUAAUAUUAACACUGGUGGGUGUAGUACUUAUCACAAGACCACCAUUCGUAUUCGGCCAACAAGCAACAACAGAUGUGAAUUUGGAACGUUUGGACGGGAAACACUAUGAUAUUUGGGGUCCAGUUGCUGCUAUAUCCUCCACACUAUUCGGUGCCAAUGUUUAUAUACUACUGAGAGCACUUAAAGGCUUACAUUUUUCAGUGAUUAUGACAAAUUUUGGUGCAUUUGCAUUAAUCUAUACAAUAAUAGUGUGUGGCACAAUAGGUGCCAUAUGUUGGCCAGCAUGUGGACGUGAUCGCUGGUUAGUUGUUGUAUUAGGUAUAUUUAGUUUCUUGGGGCAAAUAUUGCUCACACUAUCGCUACAAGUGGAACAGGCUGGACCAGUGGCCAUAGCACGUUGUGCUGAUAUCGUUUUUGCUUUUAUAUGGCAGACAAUGUUUUUUGGUGAAACUCCCACAGGAUACUCACUCGUUGGCGCAAUGCUGGUUGUCAGCAGUGUUAUAUUAACUGCUCUUAAGAAAUGGGCUCUUUCGUUGCCCCGCGAAUCAACGGCACGUAAACGUUUACGUUAUUUGCUAUUGGAUUAAAAAUUACUCAAGCUUUUGUGCGUUCACGAAACACAGAAGCAAGCAUUGUGGUUUCUCUCAUAGUUAAUUAAUUUAAGAUAUACUUAUAAAUAUUAAGUUAUAUACGUAUAUAUAUAUUUAAGUACAUAUGUGUUUCUGUAUGUAAUCAAAUUUUUUAGUCAAUUUUUUUUGUUUGGAUUUGUUAACUAACUAAACAGAGGCUCGUUUAUUUAUUUAUUAUUUUUAUUAACUCAUAUAUACAUAAAAGUCAAAUAGUAUUACUGAUGUGAUUUAUGUACUUAAGUUGUCUAAGUUUUAAAGUAAAUUCACGUUGAAUUAGUGCAAUUGUAAUCAAAUCUUUAAAUUAAAAUACCGACUAUGUAGUAGGUUAUUAGCCUGCAUAUGUAUAUGCUCAAGACAGUUUAACUUUAUUGGUAUUAGCUUGCAUGGAAAUAUAUUGAAA